AUGGCCAUGGCACACGCAGCCAUCUUCUGUGCUUCCAAACAAUUUGCCGAAGAAGUCUUGAAAGCGCACAAUGACUACAGGAAGAAACAUGGAGUCCCCCCAUUAAAACUCUGCAAGAAGUUAAACAGAGGAGCCCAACAGUAUGCAGAAGAACUGGCUACCACAAGGGUCCUCAAACACAGCUCUGAGUCUGCUAAUGGAAAAUGUGGAGAAAACCUAGCAUGGGCAUCCUAUGACCAACCAGGUCACUUUACAGCAAUGGUUUGGAAGAACACAAAAAAGAUGGGAGUUGGAAAAGCAUCUGCUAGUGAUGGCUCAACAUUUGUGGUAGCUAGAUAUGAUCCAGCUGGAAAUGUAGUAAAUCCAGGCUAUUAUGAAGAAAAUGUCCUUCCUCCAAGAAAAUAA
Apaloderma vittatum (bar-tailed trogon) is the source of this 405-nucleotide messenger RNA. It is a transcript of the gene GLIPR2, whose product is annotated as GLI pathogenesis-related 2. The record is from RefSeq and is a predicted model, not a curated record. The transcript is spliced from 4 exons. Gene Ontology annotation, cellular component: extracellular region. NCBI's taxonomy places the organism in Eukaryota, Metazoa, Chordata, Aves, Trogoniformes, Trogonidae. The coding region runs from base 1 to 405 and encodes 134 amino acids.